Messenger RNA from Phycodurus eques (leafy seadragon), 1335 nucleotides. Its product is annotated as gastrula zinc finger protein XlCGF8.2DB-like. The transcript has a single exon. Gene Ontology annotation, biological process: regulation of transcription by RNA polymerase II. NCBI's taxonomy places the organism in Eukaryota, Metazoa, Chordata, Actinopteri, Syngnathiformes, Syngnathidae. Gene Ontology annotation, cellular component: nucleus. Bases 27 to 968 code for a protein of 313 amino acids. The record is from RefSeq and is a predicted model, not a curated record. Gene Ontology annotation, molecular function: RNA polymerase II transcription regulatory region sequence-specific DNA binding; DNA-binding transcription factor activity, RNA polymerase II-specific.
CAGCUCCACUGCCACAUAGCCAAGACAUGAAAGAACUUUUGAGGAGCAGGACAGACUGCAAAGGUGACAAGAAACACUUGAAAUGCUCUGAAAAAGACUUAACGUAUGUGGGAGCACACACAAAUGAAGACAAUUUUAUUUGCUCCGUUUGUGGCGAAAGCUUUACCGAGGCAGAUAGGAUUAGGCACAUGAAAACACACAGCAGAGAUAAAGUUUUUGGCUGUUCCGUUUGCGGUGAAACAUUUGCAGAAAAGGUCGCUUUGAUCGUACACAAAGUAACGCACACGGCAGAAAAUCCUUUCACUUGCUCAGUUUGCGGCAAGGUAUAUUUGAUCAAAGACUAUUUGAAUAAACAUAUGAGAACGCAUACAGGAGAAAAACCUCACAGUUGCUCAGUUUGUGGUGAAAGGUUUGCUCACAAGGCCACUUUGCUAGCGCACACAGCGACACACACAGGAGAAAAACCUUUCACUUGCUCAGAUUGUGAUAAAAACUUUUCGUAUAAGUCCGAUUUGACUAAGCACAUGAGAACACACACAGGGGAAAAACCCUUUAGUUGCUCGGUUUGUGGCGAGAAAUUUGCUCGCAAGGUCUCUUUAAUUGCGCACACAGCCACGCACACGGGAGAAAAACCUUUCACUUGCUCAAUUUGUGGUGAAACUCUCUCGUAUCGCCACAGUUUGAACGCACACAUGCGGAUGCACACGGGAGAAAAACCAUUUACUUGCUCAGUUUGCAGUGAAAGUUUUGCUCGAAAAGAAAAUAUGGUUGCACACAUGAGAAGACACACGGGAGAAAAACCUUUUACUUGUUCGGUUUGUGGGAAAAACUUUUCUCACAAGUCCGCCAUGAGUAGACACAGGAAGGCACAUGCGGAUGAAAAACCUUUCACUUGCUCAUUUUGCGAUGAGAGCUUUUUAAAGAGGUCCAGUUUGACGGCACACAUGCGUAAACAUAACGGAGAAUAAAUGCUUUCCUCCCAUGUUUGUGCUCAAAGAGGUGGACAUAACAGUCGAUUUCAGCAGUUGUUUAGAAUUGAUCAGUUGUGUGAUGAUUGAAGUGAAAAUGGAAAGCACCAUUCAGAGCAACUUUAAUCUGACCCGUAUUUAUAAAUCCGUUUUAAAAUAAUAGUUAAAAAUCAUAUUUUGGUUUGUAUUGUUUUCUGUUAACUUUACGACACAUUACUAUGUUAUCAUAUUGAGUGUUUUGGAGUCUGAUUUGGGUUCUUGAUUUUAAUUUGUUGUUGCUAUAUUUUGUUUUAUUAAUUGUCAGUCAUAUGUUUUGUUUGUGUUGGUCACAAUCUUUGCAAUAAAGAGGAGACUGCUCACAUUCGGA